Messenger RNA from Paralichthys olivaceus (Japanese flounder), 2525 nucleotides. Lineage: Eukaryota; Metazoa; Chordata; Actinopteri; Pleuronectiformes; Paralichthyidae. The record is from RefSeq and is a predicted model, not a curated record.
GGCCAAAUCCACGCUGCUCCUCAUCCCUCUGUUCGGGAUGCACUACAUGCUGUUUGCCUUCCUGCCAGAAAACACCGGAGCAGAGGCCCGACUCUUCAUCGAGCUCGGUGUUGGAUCCUUUCAGGGAUUCGGCGUGGCUCUGCUCUACUGCUUCCUGAAUGGAGAGGUGCAGGCAGAACUAAAGAAGAGGUUCUGGAAGUGGCAGACUCAGAAUUACCUGAGAUACAGUAAACGACGGCGUACGUUGUUCACUGAGAGCAGCACUCAGAUCUCUGUUCUGGACAAAUCCAGCCCCAAAGAUCAGCCGGGCUCAGAGACGCAGGCGCUCACACACACCGUCACCGUGACGCCCAACAACGUCUCCACGGUCUGACGAGCGCUCAACGCGUUCACGUGUUGUCAGUGUGUUGAAUGCUACAGGAACCUCCUACUCUCACAACGUCCAGGUUGUGUAAGGGGCCGAUGGGGGAGUCGAUGGAGCCGAAGCACCAAAAAAGUAACGUUCCUAUAACAGCAGACACGAGAGAUGUAGUUCAAUGAGAUCAGAUUAGUGAAAACUUUUUACUUUGUGUUUGGGACGUCAAGCACCAUCAGACACAUCCGCAGUUUUGUCACCAUGACCGGUUAAAGUUUGAAUCCUGAUAAAUAAAAAUCAAUUCUAUAUUUAAAGGACAGUUAUAGAUAAAAACAACAGACACAAGUAAAAGUCUAUUUCAGAGGACUGCCUCGUGAGCGCCCUCUAGGUGAACGUGACACGUUCUCUGUGGACGAGCUCUUUUUUUUUUUUUUUACAGACGUUUUUUCAGGAUCCUUCAGGUGCUGCCAGAUUUAAGUGUUGACUUAAACUUAAGUCUAAAUUAAUUCCCUCCACGUUUCCCAGGACGUUACCUGAGGCACUGAUCACUCUCUGACUUACAGACACAAACUGAGGUCACGUUACGCUGCAGUUUUCUGUCUGUGGUUAAUCUUUGUUUACCCCGAUUACAGACGUGUAAAACAUCAGCCCGGUCAGCGUGAGUGACCCCAACUCAGGUCAGACACCCAAACUCUAAUCAUGCAUCAGCUUCUCUUUCAUGAAAGUUGUGUUUUAUCAAAAUAUUCAGUGAAAUAUGCAUAAAAAAAGGAAAAAUAAGAUAAAUGCAGUUUGAUACGUUUCAGUUCCAGAGAUAAUGAGGGUUUUGUUUUGCUUUAGGAAACUUACUGCACAUUUUCUCUGAUAUUUCUAAAGGAUCUUAACUUUGUAGAAUUAUUCCGUAUUCAAAAGUCCUGAUUCCGAGGCCCCGGUGACACAAACAGAUGUUGUGUAAACACUCGCACAUCUGCAAAGUGAAGCAGCAGUAUUUAUUUUUCACCGAUUCGGGGCCAAAGGGUGUUUGAUCGUCGGGCGUCUCAUGAUCACGUUACAGAAAGAUUUGAAAUCAAAUUGAAGUGCCCGUGUUACCAUCAGUGGCUCUGAAUGCAACAUGUUGCACAGUGCACUUGUGCACAUCUGGAGCACUCGACUGUAAAAUAUAUUUAUCUGCCAGGUUAUUGUUUUUAUGUCUGUGUGAAUGUGAAGACACCUGCGCUGGUUUACAUGUGUUUUAUGAGGACAUCGAGUCCAACACAUUUAAUAUGACUAACUGAGGAAAUAGAUUCAUUAUAAAGUUAGAGACGGUGGGUUGAUAUUUAUCUUUUUUUGUACAAUAGAUGUAACUUAGUUUUAUUCUUUUAUGAAAAAUCUUUAAAAUAUUAAAUUGUGCAUUUGCAACGUGUUACGAGCGAAGAGCUAAUGCUACCGCUAGGUUCCUCAGAGGAGACGUGAUGUUUUUAAAUUGAAUUCAUAUUGUUUAACAUUUAGCAGGUGUGUAUGUUCAACUGUAUUUAUUUAUAUACAUAUAUAUACAUAUAAAUAUAUGUGCAGUUUAAUUCAUGGCUCAGUUAAUCACCACUCCAGUGCCUAUAUAUCAAACUAUAACUCACUGUCUCGUAUUUCAUGGUUUGGAUUCAAUCUUACAUUUCAUGUUAUUAUUAAUAUUCCAUGUACUGAGCAUAAAAACACGUUGCUUCUGUUUUGAAUCUGCAAAGGUUUCAUAUGUUUAAAGUUGUGCCGUAAUGAAGAUACUGUGAUUUUAAGAUCUAUUCACAGUCUCAUUUCUUUUCUCUUACUUGAACAAGUGAAUGUUUCUUUUCCAGGUUCCUGUUUACGACGUGAUUGUUAAUAUAUAUAUAUAUCACUAUAUUCCAUCAGAUACAUAAACCAUGCACACAGAAAUGUACUGCAAACUGUUCACAUUAAACAAUGAUGAUAUAAAUGAGUGGAAUAUUUGUUGCACAUUAAAUUAAUAUAUUAUUUCAUCCACACCCUCAAGAUGUCUGAUUUUUAAAAGAGAUCUUUGCAUUAUUUCUCGAGCGACGUCUUAUCUCACGUUGUUAGAGACAGUGAAUGGAGCAGAAGUGUAAAAAUCAUAGAGCGUCUACUAAAUGCUCAAGAGCACCUAAUGUAGAUGAAUCUGCUGCUGGAAAUGGUUCCUGAGAGAAAUCCU